UACUAGAAACUAGGCCGGGCCUAAUGACAGCGAUGGAGUUGUAGAGCUUUACCCCAAGUUAGGCUCUUCGAUUACUCGUAACAUUCUGCAUCAGAGGUUUUCCCAAUCUUUGCUUUCGACAAAUUGAAGACCUUGGCUCUGCUAAUCUCCACUUGAGAUCUUCAAACAGGAAGAAAAUGGGGUUCAUUAUGGAAUUUGCAGAGAAUCUGGUGUUGAGGUUAAUGGAGGACCCAAAAGAGAGGGAUAGAAAAUUCAGAGAACACGUUUACUCUAUGAAGGAUCGAUGCGCAAAAACCAAGGAGAUGUGGAGUUAUCCACUGCGGCCUUAUGGGUUUUGGACAUUUGAGCGCCACAAUGCUCAGCUCCGUUGGGAUCCUCAGAUUAGCCAAGUCCCCGGCCGCAGGGAUCCUUAUGAUGACCUUCUUCAAGACAGUUAUGCGUCUUCCUCCAAACGAAACUGAGGAAUCAGAAGCCAUUAGCAGAUGGUUUGGAGCUUGAUCUACAAAUGGGAAGUGGACAUUGAAACCCUUUUUACUGUUGGUUUGAAUUUAUUUUCAAUUGUGCUACAAAAAGAUUCUGCUUGUUUUGUAGUCUACUUUUGAACAUUUGAGUUGGGACACUGGUUUAUGAAUGAAAAUAAAUUGUCCAUGAAACUCAAUGGGUAAGACUUGUAAGGGAAAUAAAGACUCUGUGUUGGUGAA
Messenger RNA from Gossypium raimondii (Peruvian cotton), 701 nucleotides. RefSeq lists its product as uncharacterized. The transcript has 3 exons. Lineage: Eukaryota; Viridiplantae; Streptophyta; Magnoliopsida; Malvales; Malvaceae. Bases 177 to 461 code for a protein of 94 amino acids. The record is from RefSeq and is a predicted model, not a curated record.